This is a messenger RNA of Peronospora matthiolae, 996 nucleotides long. Lineage: Eukaryota; Oomycota; Peronosporomycetes; Peronosporales; Peronosporaceae. The record is from the annotation of a GenBank genome assembly.
AUGGCGACUCGAGAGACAGCAGGUCGAAGUUCGAGUAAGCUCGUAGCCCCGCUGGAUAACACGCAAUUUGACAUGGGGGUGACCUUGGGUACCGGAUCUUUCGGUCGUGUUCGGUUCGCGACGCAUAAAGCGACCAACACGUACUGCGCGAUCAAGAUCCUGAAGAAAGCCGAGAUUAUUCGACUGCAGCAAGUCGAGCACAUGCUGUCGGAAAAAGCGAUUCUGCAAUGCUUGGACCACCCGUUUAUCGUGAACUUGAUUGGUACGUACCAGGACACGAGAUACUUGUACAUGGUGCUCGAGUAUGUGGUCGGUGGCGAGUUUUUCACGCACCUUCGGAAAGUCGGACGCUUUGAUACCAGCGCAGCCAAGUUUUACGCCGCACAGAUCGUGUCAGUCUUCGAGUACAUGCACAGUCAGAACUUCAUCUACCGCGACCUGAAGCCUGAGAACUUACUGCUCGACAGUCACGGCUACAUCAAGAUCACGGACUUUGGGUUUGCGAAGCGCGUGGCGUUCAAGACGUACACGCUUUGUGGCACACCCGAGUAUAUUGCACCGGAGGUGCUGCUGAACAAGGGACACGGCAAAGGUGUGGACUGGUGGACGCUUGGGAUCUUGCUCUACGAGAUGCUCGCAGGUCAGCCGCCGUUCUAUGAUGAAGACCCCAUGGGCAUAUACCAGCAGAUUCUCUCCGGCAAGAUUAACUUCCCGCGCUUCUUUGAUCGCAACGCUAAGGGACUUAUCAAGCGAUUGCUUACCGCCGAUCUUACGAAACGAUACGGAUGUUUGAGGAACGGAGCGGACGACAUCAAGAAGCACAAGUUUUUUGCCGGUGUGAAUUGGGACGACUUGUUAGCGCGGAGGUGUGCCGCACCGAUCAUACCACGUGUUGGCUCAGCUAGCGAUACGUCCAAUUUCGACUCGUACCCGGACUCCACGGAGGAUGCGAUGGUUCCCGUUUACAACGGCAGGGAUCCGUUUGCCGAUUUCUAG